AUGCAGAUCGGGACGCCUUGUAUCAAGUUAGGGAGGGAAAAGUUUCAGAGUAUUUUCGACAAAAAAACCUCGGCCAUUGAUCCCGUCAAGCUGAGCCGGACGCAUUGUCUCCUCGAGACAGCGCUGGACCCCGAGACGCAGUGUCAUGCGGUGUUUAUCUCCGACCACAGCACGAAUGGCAUCAAGAUCGAUAAUGUGCAAGUGAAAAAGGGCGUCAAGUACAAGCUCCAGGAUGGACAGGAGAUUACGCUCUUGUCUCGUCAAGGCAAUGUGCUGCUUGGGUACGUCGUGGAAGAUCCACACGUGAAAGGCGCUCAAGAACGCAGCACUGCGAGAAGUAGUGGCGACGAUGUACAGGCGGACAAAUCACAGGAACGGCCUCAUUUCCAAGAGUAUACACUGGGCGUGCUCUUCUCAGCACCACUCGUGGGCAAAGACAUUCAGGGCAAGUAUCAUCCAAUCGCUGAGCUCGAUGUGAAGCGCGAGUACUCUAUUCUCCAAAAGAGUCUAAUUGAAGCCUCCAAAUUUGCAAAAAGAACGGCUACAGACGCUCAUGUCAAUACAUUGGGUAGUACUGACACUGGAAUGACAUCGUCCAGGACGUACGAGUGCUCGCGUCAGAUCGACGUGGUCGCUAAGUUUGCCAACACGGAUACAUUUCGAGCCAUGAUCACGCUCGGAUGUCGAGCACUUCAUUUCUCAGGCCAUGGAGACGAGAACCAUCUGUACUUUGAGGACGGCAUGGGCUUGGUCCAUCCAAUACCGCACAAAGGACUCCAGGAAUUGUUUCUGGCCGGAGGUGCUGGCGAUGAGUCAACACUGCGUCUGGUGUUUGUUUCUGCGUGCUCGUCUGCACCGCUGGCAGAUGCUUUUGUCUCGUGUGGCAUCCCGCACGUCAUCGGUGUUCGCUCAAACCAGCAGAUCGAAGAUUACGCUGCAAUUGAGUUCACGCGCGCCUUUUACCUGGCACUUGCAACUGGCAAGUCUGUGGGAGCCAGUUUUACCAUCGCGCAGCAAUCCGUUGCUAAGUCUCCGAAUAUUCGAGGACCCCUCGCUGUUGCUGAUAAGUUUGUGCUCUAUCCGGAAGAUGGCGACCACUCGGAGGUUAUAUUUCCGUUAGUUGCUGUGGAGGCUACGAGAUCAGUUCAUUUGGAGCCGGUUAAGUCCAAGCGGUACCCGACGUUGUGGUUUGGUGACAUGCCAGCGAAGUGCCAAGGAUUUUGCAGUCGUUCGAUCGAAGUGUACAAGAUCAGUCUUGCUUUGAUGAUGACGCAGUCUCGUAUUACACGGCUUGUGACGAUCUGUGGCGAAGAAGGCAUUGGAAAGACGGCAGUCGCCCACGCAGUGGCCAAUUAUGUUGGGCCGCGGAUUACAUCAGAGGGUGGUGUUUGUGUUUUCUCAGUCGCGAGGCUUGCUCAAGUCGAAAUGGAUGAGAUCGUGGGCAUGGUGCGGCGAAACAUCAAUAUUGCAAACGGCAGAUGCCGCGUGCUGAAUCGGUUAGAGACGAUGGUAUUGGACCAUAUAAAGCAACACAAAGCCCGACUCGAGUUCAGUAGUCAGCAGAUGCUGAUGAUCAUUGACGGCUGCGAUUAUCUCCUGCGCAGUGAUGCUCGCCGCGACCGCUUCCGCGCUUUUUUGUCCGAGAUACUGACGAAUAAUGGGUUAUUGAAGAUUGUACUGACCGCAAGAACGUCGAUCUGUACGGACGGUGCUGUCCGCGGCCAUGGAGAGCGCUUAUACACGCUGUCAAAGUUUGACAUGAGGAGCGCGACCAUGAUGCUGGUGAGUCUUAUGAGUCGGCCUAUUCGCGUUGAAGAGCUGAAUCACGCGCGCCUGCCUUCCACCACGGACAAGUUGGAGCUCAUAGCUUCGCACCCGGUCCUGCGAGCUACAAAAGGUAUUCCCAAGCGUAUAGCUGACCUUGCUGGCAGACUCAACGAGACAACUAUGGACAAAAUUUCUGUCGACGAGACUUUGCGAGUAUAA
Messenger RNA from Peronospora matthiolae, 1986 nucleotides. Lineage: Eukaryota; Oomycota; Peronosporomycetes; Peronosporales; Peronosporaceae. The record is from the annotation of a GenBank genome assembly.